GAAAUGGCAACGGUAACGGUUAUAGUAACGGUAACGGCAACGGAAACGGCAAGCCCAGCAGCACCUACGGUGUACCAACGAACGGUAACGGUAACGGUUACACCAACGGCGGUGACGCUAACGGCGAAGCCGAGGAACCCGCCAAAUACGAAUUCGAAUACGAGGUCAAGGACGCGGAGAGCGGCAACGAUUUCGGCCACAAGGAACAACGGGACGGGGAUUUGACCACCGGCGAAUAUUUCGUCCUUCUGCCCGAUGGAAGGAAGCAAAUCGUCGCUUACGAAGCGGAUACCGACGGUUACAAACCCAACAUCAGUUACGAAGAAACUAACGGAGGAAACGGUGGUUAUACAAACGGAGGUUACCCUAGUAACGGUAAUCCCAGUAAUGGGAAUGGUAAUGGGAAUGGUAAUGGGAAUGGAGGUUAUCCCAGUAAUGGAAACGGCAAUGGUAAUGGAAAUGGAAAUGGAAACGGCAACGGCUACAGCUACUAAACGCGUUCAUUAUUUAUUUUCCGAUAAAUUAUUGGAGCUCCUCGAGGCCUCCG
This is a messenger RNA of Phyllotreta striolata, 547 nucleotides long. Lineage: Eukaryota; Metazoa; Arthropoda; Insecta; Coleoptera; Chrysomelidae. The record is from the annotation of a GenBank genome assembly.